CCUGAGUUGUCAGCAGUCGUUGAACCCCAGACAGGUAGCUGAUGGCUUUUCAUCGUCUGCCUUAUUUUAUUAGCAUUGUUACUGCCUGACAUUGAAGGUGAUGGGUGGAGAAUUUGCAUUUGGAUUUUAAAGUUUGUAGAAGAGUGUUUGUACUCUGUAUCUUCUCUGAACCUUACCCAGACUGGUUCAAGACCAGCUAGCAGCCACUGAUUGAAAGGCCUUGCCAUCUACCAUGCAAUCAAGUGGGCUUCAGCCUUUCUGAGUGGAGGCGGUGAGCGAAGAGGGGGAGGAGGUGUCCGUGUCUUAAAAGAAGAGUUGAAAACUGGGGAAAAGGCAACUGCUCGCUAUAAGGUUCUUGGAAAGAAACAUGCUGUGUAUGUAGUAGUUAAGGUGAAUUGCACUCUGCAUGCAUGGUAGCACUCUUACAUGGCUUAUGGGAGAGCAGCUUGGUAGGUUGCCGUGGAGCCUUAGCGACUGAAUGGAGGAAAGCAGGAAGCACCUUGAUUUCCCUGAAAGAGGUAAGGGAAAUAUCAGGGAUGGAGAAGUUUAGGAAGUGUUUAGCCUCAAAAUUAGGGCAGCUUGAAAAUGAAUUAACUGCUGGGCCUGUAGCAAUCUGUGUGUUCAUGUAUGUAUAGGACCUUAAGCACAGAAAGGUUUGGGGUGAGUCUGGAAAGGGUCCAUGUUUAAGGAAUGUAGUUCUUCUGGCUUCCGAGAUAGCUUUUUGUGUAGACAGCAUGGAAAACAAUUACAAAAACAAGUAUUGCAAGACACUUAAUGAGAUGGGAAACUGGCAGUGCUAAGGUUGUGGUUCUUGAGCUCGAGUGAUUGUGAGAGAAUUACAGUUUUUUGAUGCUUCCUUUUUCCAGGCAAGCAUUUUCUUUCUUGUGAACAACCACGAGUGGAGUUUAUCCUCUGGGCUUAAAGUCAGUAACCCCAAAAAUGCAUUGAAAAUCUCUCCUGACUUUUGAAAUGAGGGGCUAUGACAGCAACUGAACUCGAGGAAGAAAAUACACAUUAAUGUUUGCUGGCAGUUCCACUAGUGUAGUCUGAGACUUACUCUGCUGAGAUGUCAGACUGUCCUCUUCCCCCAUUUUGGAGCAGGGGUUCCUGGGCCUGAGCAUACCGGUUUUUAGAAAACAUAGCUUCCUAAUUUCCAGAUAUACCGGGAGAGUCAUCAGGGACAGAAAAGGAGGGAGAAAGUCAGAGGUUCCUCUGCAUUAAAAAAGCUGGGCUGCCAGGAGGGUUUUCAAUUGGAGAUCACCAGGCAGCUUUGUUAGGGGUCCUUUCUUUUGCAGGCAGCUCUACCAAGCUUUGUGCUGAAACACUACAUCAGGUGUUUAGCUUCAGGCCACAUUUGUUUGGGUUGAAAGAAAAAUAAGUAGUAAAUCUCCAUCCAUUUCUAAGAAUGCAGCUAAUGAAGAAGGAACUUCUGGGUCAUUUUUUUUCUUCUUUCCAAUAAAAAAAUCACAACAAACCUAGAAUUCCUAAAAAAGAACGGAGAGAGUCCAACUGGUUCUUCUCAAAGCUGUAAUGCAGGGGCAUUGAGACUUGGGAAGGGCGAAGCGAGUGGUGGGAGAUUGCAGUUGUAGCUAUUGACUGAAUAACCUAGCUAUUGAUUAUCAUAGCUGAUAAUCAUUGGCAAUGAUGAUUUCUCCAGUGCAUUCUGCUCUUAAUGUCUGUUGCUGUAUGGAUGGUGAAAGGGGCUGUGCAUGACUCAGUGAAAGCCCAGCAUCCUGAAGUCCCUCUUACUCCAGACCAGGGUUAGUUAGUUCAGCUCUGUCAGUACUGAAGUUGGCAGCCUAGAGCCACAUCUUGAAGUAGCAGUUCAGUGAUCUUGUGUACCUCUACUUGUCUGCUCUUCCAACUGCAAAAUACAUGUGAGGGAUGUGUGCCUGUUUCUUCUGGACUAUGAUGUGCAGGUAUAGGUAGAGAAUGUCUUUCUGGUUGAGGGGUUUGUCAGCCUAAGAUGAAAACACUGUUCUUGUGAAUGUGCUUUACUUUGUAGGCACUUCUGUUCCAUAUGGAGUAAGGGUACUUUGGAGGUUGUCUGACAGGAUUUGCACACCUUGCCAAACAUGCUGGUUUCCCAAGUAAAAACAAAGUCCCAGAAGCUGGUAAAUACCUGUGCAUGUGAUGCAAACAAACUUCCUGAUGCAGGGGCUACAUAGCAGUCCCUUGCAGACCACAGCUUGCACUGGGACCUUUUUAGCUUCUGUUGAAAGCUAUGGGGUCUCUUCCAUAGAAUACGCCUGGUGGUAUCAAUUUAUUAGCUGGACUGAGGCCUUGAUUUGUAAUGAGCCCUGAAGUGUAAUUUGCAAUAGUCGCCUGACUCUAUCUUACUAAGCUGCAGUGGGUACAAGGGGGAAACAUAUCGAGGCUGGAGUAAUAUUUACCUUCGCUUCCAGUCAGGAGGAGUACCUAGAGCAAAAAAAAAGUGCCACACCUAGGAUCUCUGGAGAUGGUUUUCCUGGGAACUUGGGCCGCAGAGAGCAAAAUACCCCUGAUGCUGUAUAUGCAGGGCAAAGGUGGCUGCUGUCUUUAAAAAUACACAUGUGAAAAUUGAACUGGAAGUUACUGCAAAGCUGAAUUUGCAGGUAUCACAGCAAGGAAAUGUAUAGAAACCAGAUCUGAGAGGUUGUACAACAGUGAGUAUCUCAGGGUACUCCCUGACAGUUCUCAUUUGCUUUGCUGAAGUGUUAAAUCCUUAGUUAUGGGUGGUAAUUAAUGAAUUACUUUAGGCUUUUGUUUUGAUUAUAGGCAAUGUGUGUAUGUAAUAUGUAUUUUAAUAUGCAUUUGAAAACUGCUUUUUUUCUUGGUCAUGGAAGGGGAGACUGUGGGAAGAGCAUUUUAAGUUCUUUGAGAAGACAUUUGAUUGAAGUAAUUUAUUCCUGUUAAACACUCCAGAGCAAUACUGAAUAGCUGUGUCCCCCUCAAUUUUGACAGACUCCUCAAGAGGAAAAUCCUUUCUUGGUUUGUUUUCCAAGAGAGAAAAACCUGAAUUUCCAAGUGGAUUAAACAGUUUAGCAAUCCCUAUUCCAUUUCUUGCAAGCUUCCCCCUCCCCACCCCAAGCCAAAUCACUCUUCCCCUCUGCUCUUGUCCACAGAUUUACUAUUCAGCUAAUUUUAGAGGUGGGUUUAGGUGUUUGUUUUAAAAACACUGCAGUGUCUGUCUCUGGUAAUCCACCAGGUGGAAGCAGAUGUGUAGAAUAUCUGUACAUGUAUUUGUAAAUCUGAAUUUGAGCAGAGGGUGUUUCUAAGGAGGGCAGUGUAUGUGCAAAGGUGAGGGAACCCUCAGCAGUAUAAUGCCAUGAGUAAAGCAGAAAUUUGCAGUUAACCACCAGCUGGAUUCGUUGGUGGUUUUUGUUCAUGUGGUGGGCCCUGUGACAUUGUAUUAGCCAAUUCCUCUGAUGUAUGGUUAGAGACCAGUUGCCUGGCUGUUCUGAAUUACAGCAGGGAGAAGGCUACCGGGGAGGGGAUGGGGAGAAUAAGAUAGGAAGUGGUUUCUUGGAGAUGGGUGCUCUUCUGCUAACAGAAGUUUUGGUCUAUCAGCCUUCAAUGUGCUUUUCUGACCUGCAAGCUUGUUCGUACCUUACUGAUGUCUUCCCUCCUGCCUGCAUUCCCAUCAACUGCCUAUCAUCCCUGUGCCUCUCUGCUCUUGCAGAAAAAUAGCUUCUUUGAAGUUUGGGGGUUAUCCCUUUUGUAUUGAAGUUUGGGGGUUAUCCCUUUUGUAUUGAAGUUUGGGGAUUAUCCCUCCCUUUUGUAUUCAGCCCUUACAACAAUUUUGGUCUGAGUCCAUCUUUGUCUGAAAUAUGCUAAAAGAGCUAGAUUUUUAUUCAGCUUGGUUGAGGGAUGGGUGGAGUCCACGUGGUGUCAAACAGGAGGCUUGAGGUAGCUCUGAGGGACCUCCUGAAAGCAUCCCUCCGUCCUGCAAAUGCUCAUGGUCUCUUAAAGGGAGUAAUUUGGAAAGGGGCUGUGCUAUACAGAUUUGCACUGCCUGCUCCAUUUCAUGCAACAGAAAUGCUGUGGCUGUGCACUGCUGCAGGAUUUUGUGCUGUCCGUUUACAGUUUUUUGUCAUCUCUCCACUGACCUGUUGCACUAAAAUUAAUGUCACACUGCCUGACAAACUGUGCUCUUAAUAACUUAAGCUUUGCUUGCAGGGCAAAGCUAGGGCAGUAAGACAUGUUGAAUAUGCACUGGCUUAAAUUAUUUCCUUACUGACUUGUCCUCUUUGAGCUUUGCUUAAUUCCGAACAUGUUACAGAAGCAAUCAGAGUGCCUAGAAGUGAAGUGUUCCUUUCCAGCUCCAUCAGUGAGGGUGUUUGCAUUUUAAGCCCAGAGUUGCAACACUUAGUCCUGUACUUGUACUUCGUGCAUGUUAGGACAAAUAAAAUGGAGGGAGAGCUGAAAGAGACCAUUUGCAUCACUUGAGGCCCAGUGGGAGCUGAGGGUCAGGAUCACUCUGAGAAUUAAUCAGUUCACUAGAGAAUAUGAUAAUACAAGGAAAUGAUGGUAUUGCAAUAUGGUUUUCUUUUUUUUAAUUGGUAGCAGAAGCUUUAAAAAUAAAGAGAGCAAGAGAAAGCCUGGGAGCAGAAGUCGCCUGAAGGGGAAAUGACCAAGACCAGCUUAGAAGUGCAGAGAAUGGUGGUUCAGGAGUGCUGGUUUGCUGUGUCUUUGUGGGAAACUCCUUUCUAUCUUGUGGAGGGGGGAGAAAGCAGUCACAGCCCUAUGAAAUCUGACUGCUUAAUGCUGCUUUGAAAAAAGUGCAACAGUUCUGGGCCUUCUGCUUUUCUUGCGGAUUGAGGAUUUUAAACAGGGAAAGACGGGCCUGCGGAAAAGUGAGUGUAAUCACAAAGCUGAAAGCGGGUCUGGCCUUUCUUGUCAUUUUUAACAAGCCAAAACAUUGCAGAAAUCUGCCCAGGCAAACUUUCGGUCCUGCUGUGCCCCAGUGCAAUAAUUAUAAUGCAGAAACAGCUGAUGGGUCACGUCUCCAGCCCUGCACAGUGUUAUGACUUGCUACCUACAUUCCAUGUUUAGCUUUGAGCGAUCAGAUGGUGCAAGCAACGUGAGCUAGCAGCGCCUGAGGACAUGCAGCCAGGCAACAUGUCCUUUCCCUCUGCAGCUUUGGUUUCUUUUCUCCACUUGUGUCUCAUCCUGUCCCCUUAAGGUGAUGCAUUUUACAAUAAAGGCUGCUCUUUGGUGAGGGUCAGCUGCCCUUGCAGGAGCAUGUGUGCCAUUCCCAGUGUGCUGUUAAGUCCAAGGGCCCAAGGUUUGUAAAUAUUGUUUCUAAAGUACCUGAGAACUCCAGGUGAGCUGCUUGCCCUACUUACCAGGGACUCUGGAGCUGUGGUUGGUACAUGUGGUGGCACAUGGUGGCAGACUGCAUCAGCAUUGUUACUGAUGUGACUUAAUGAAGCAUGAGUUGUGUUGGAGGGAUAAAUUUUGUCUCUGUGCAUAGGGAAAGGGUCAUUUAUGAAUGUUUACAGACAGACAAAAAAGUUGAAAAUGAUGCUUGUGUAAAGAGCGAGGGAGACAGGGAGGGAAGAGGGAUAGGUUGGACUAGUGUUUUGUAUUGUGCUUAGCACAGUGCAAAAGGUACACACAGUCCUUGAUCUAGGAAAACUGGAUAAGUAAGCAGUAAGCAUUCAUUGUCUGGGACUGCUCUUGCUCUCUUGAACUCCUCCAGGGAUGCUAUGGGAGAGGUGCAGUGCAGACAUUUUGCUUGUUGUAGUUUGUAUUAUUGUGAACUUACAUUCAUGUAAAUGGGUUUAAUUAGAGAACUGAACUUCAGGUUGACUUUUAAAUGAUAGGAGUGUUCUUUAUGGCAGAGGGGUUGCAAGCAAGCUCUGAGCUGGAGAGAAGGGAGCGAUGGGGAGCAGGAGGAGGGAGUCAGGAGAUGGAGCUGGCUGUGGCGUUCCUGAAAUAAACUUCCUGCAAUUCUUUGCAGUGUGCAGGUGUCCAGACUCCCCUUUACUCAUGGUCGCCUGUGCAGCCCGUCAGGCGACUGAAGGCUGUACCUAAAAUUCUGCCGGCAGUGCAGCACACACUGCAAUGGUCUUGAUAUAGUUACGGUGGACACCUUGCACACCUACUGGUUGUAGCAUCCCCUCCUAGUCCGAACGACUGAGUGUUGAGUUCCAGGAGUCUACACGUGUGGAGUACUGCCUGGACUAGAAAAAGGAAAGCUGCAGAGAUUGUAAGCUGCUGCUUGAUCGGUGUGGCUGUUGUGCCGAAGAGCAUCAAAACUUUGCUGGAUGGAUCCGACAGCUCGUUGCAGAGUAGAGGUGCUAGAGGGUGCUGCUGAAGAAGAGGCUGAAGAGCCAGACGCUACUAUACAUACUACACUAAGUGAGGAGACCAGCAACCAAGGAGAGAGCCCCAGUCAAUCAGGGGACAAAAACGAAGUUCCAGAGAAGCAGCUGGAAUGCUUAAGCAGCUACCAGGUAUCACCAAGCCCACCAAACAGUUUGGACGGAGCAGACUUGUCCUCCAUUGACGCCAUGAUGUCAGCAGUGAUGAAUGUGGGGAAGAUUGCUGAAAAUGGCGGGAGCUCUCAAAAUGUCAAAUCCCCCUCGAAGUCUCCUGCACCAAAUCGGAUUGGCAGGAGAAACCAGGAAACAAAAGAGGAGAAGUCUUCCUAUACCUGUCCUCUGUGUGAAAAGAUUUGCACUACACAGCACCAGCUAACUAUGCACAUUCGUCAGCAUAACACUGACACUGGAGGGACAGACCAUUCCUGCAGCAUCUGUGGAAAGUCUCUGAGCUCAGCGAGCUCCCUUGAUCGCCACAUGCUGGUGCACUCAGGUGAAAGGCCUUAUAAAUGUUCAGUAUGUGGACAGUCCUUCACCACCAAUGGAAACAUGCACAGGCACAUGAAGAUUCAUGAGAAGGAUCCGAACAGCACAGUGACCACAACUCCCCCAUCACCACUGAAGCGCAGGCGAUUGUCUUCAAAACGGAAGUUUCGUCACGAUGAGAUGGACAGAGAGGAGAGGAUACCUGCAAAAAAGGUUGUCGAGGAUGGUCACUCCUGUGAAGGGGAUAAGAAGGCUGAGGAGGAAGUUUAUCAUUGUCCAGUGUGUUUCAAAGACUUUUUUUGCAAGUAUGGGCUGGAGUCCCACAUGGAGACACAUCCAGAUAAUUCUCUGAGGUGUGACAUCUGUUGUAUUACGUUUCGUACUCAUCGGGGCUUACUGCGCCAUAAUGCAGUUAUCCACAAGCAGCUUCCCAGAGAUCCCAUGGGAAAGCCUUUCAUUCAGAACAACCCUUCGAUUCCAGCAGGCUUCCAUGACUUGGGAUUCACAGACUUCUCCUGUAGGAAGUUCCCCCGCAUUUCUCAGGUCUGGUGUGAAACAAAUUUGCGAAGGUGCAUCAGCGACUUCCAUCGAUUUAUUUGUGAGAUGUGUAACAAGGCAUUCCCCAUGCUUUCGGCGCUCAAACUGCACACAGAAACUCAUGUGUUGGAUCAGGGAAAAGACAAGCACAAGCAACAGUCCAUGAUCCCGCCUGGUGAGAACCCAGACCAGAAAGCCUUCAUGGCAUCCUUGGGCCUACAGUACACCAAAGAUAUCAAGCCUGUCAAGCAGGAGGACAAUACACAAGAUGAGGUCCAAGAAAUGCGGCUCAGAGCACUGAAGAGUAACCUACCUCAGGAACCCAGCAGCACCGGUCUGCUCAGCCUCUCUCCUCUGGAAGCUGCCUCUAUGGGAGGGUCAUUUUCAGUCCUUCCCCCUACAAAAGAGAACAUAAAGCUUCUCUCGCUGCAGCCUUUUCAGAAGGGUUUUAUCAUCCAGCCUGACAGCAGUAUUGUGGUAAAACCCAUCUCCAAUGAGUCUGCCAUUGAGCUGGCAGACAUUCAGCAGAUCUUGAAGAUGGCUUCUUCCGCUCCUCCUCAAAUCAGUCUUCCUCCCCUUUCUAAGGCACCUUCUGUCCCUGUGCAGUCUAUUUUCAAGCAUAUGCCGCCACUGAAGCCAAAGCCUUUGGUAACGCCCCGAACAGUCGUUGCAACCUCUACACCUCCUCCUCUUAUCAGUGCCCAGCAAGCCUCCCCUGGCUGCAUCAGCCCGAGCCUCCCACCUCCCCCUCUGAGGCUGAUCAAGAACUCAGUGGAGUCUUCUUCCAACUCUCACCUUCCCCAGCCAGGAGCCAGGUCGAGCCCUUCCUCGCAGUUGCUCCUCCAACCCAAAGUAGAGCCUUUAACUCAGCAUGAGAUGAAGACACAACUGGACCAGGACAGCAUCAUCGAAGCUCUCCUGCCUCUGAGCAUGGAAGCCAAGAUCAAGCAAGAGGUCACAGAAGGAGACCUUAAAGCCAUCAUUGCAGGGGCAGCGAACAAGAAAGCCCCAACCAUGAGGAAAGUUUUGUACCCCUGCCGUUUUUGUGACCAGGUGUUUGCCUUCUCUGGUGUCCUGAGAGCUCACAUCCGCUCUCACUUGGGUAUUUCCCCAUACCAGUGCAACAUCUGUGACUACAUUGCAGCUGACAAGGCAGCGUUGAUCCGACACCUGCGGACACACAGCGGGGAGAGGCCUUACAUCUGUAAAAUCUGCCACUACCCGUUCACAGUGAAAGCCAAUUGUGAGAGGCACCUGCGAAAGAAGCACUUCAAAGUGACCAGGAAGGAUAUAGAAAAGAACAUUGAAUAUGUCACCAGCAAUGCUGCAGAGAUGGUGGAUGCCUUCUGCUCCCCAGACACUGUGUGCAAGCUGUGCGGUGAGGACCUGAAGCAUUACCGAGCCCUCCGCAUUCACAUGAGGACGCACAGUGGCUGCCAGAAGAAGAAGCCGUUUGAGUGCAAGGAGUGUGGCACAGCCUUUUCAGCCAAGAGAAACUGCAUUCACCAUAUCCUCAAGCAGCACUUGCAUGUGCAAGAAAGGGAAAUUGAGAAUUACAUCUUAGCGGUGGACUGCAGUGCCCAUGCAAGCCAGACAGACCCUUCUUUAUUGGAGGACAGCACUUACAUGGACCACAAGACCAUGACGCCUUUCCUGGAGCCACAGAAUGGCUUCUUGCUUGGGACAUCGUCUCAUGUUCCCAUCAAACUUGAACCUGCAGGCAGCUUCCCAAUGGAUUUUGAUGAGCCAUUGGAUUUCUCUCAGAAGAGCAGAAGCCUGAGUGCUGUGCAAGUGAAGCAGGAGAACCUGUUUGGUUCUUCUCCCGUGCCCUUCUACGACUGUUCCAUGGAGCCUAUUGACCUGUCCAUCCCCAAAGUCCUGAAGAAGGAUAAAGAUGAUGUCCCAUAUGAAGCUAGAAAUCAAGAGCUGGCUGCUUCUGGGAACAGUGAUAAAGCCUACAACUGUCUGCAGUGUCCUUUGGUUUUUGGUGCCAACGGGAACUCAGAGAAGAACAGGGGUGUCAGACAUACCCAGCCACUGAAAGGUUCGUUGCAUUUGACUGUCCCAAUCAUUUCCCCUGCUCUCCUUGGCAAUUCUGCCUUGCUGAGACCCUUGAGGCCUAAACCACCACCUCCACCUCUCUUGCCAAAGCCUCCAGUAACUAAAGAGCUGCCACCGCUAGCUUCCAUUGCACAGAUCAUUUCAUCUGUGUCUUCUGCUCCCGCUUUGCUGAAAACGGAGGCUGAAGACACUGGUCCCAAGGCAGUGAGCAGCUCCACUGGAUGUGACAAAUCAGGGAACGCCAAAGCAAAAGUGACAAUCGUGACCACCGUGCAGAGAGACUCCAGCCUGCCCAGUGACCUGGCUCAGGCAUGUGAUCCAGAGCCGUCUCCCGUUGCCGAACCUGUGUUGACUAAGAGAAGAGGUAGAAAGAAAGGAACAAAAAAUAAGCCUAAAUUUAGCAGUGGUCUGGAUCUGGAGUCAAGUGGGGAAUUUGCCAGCAUAGAGAAGAUGCUGGCUACCACAGACGCUAAUAAAUUCAGCCCGUUUCUGCAGUCCACUGACAAUUUCAAGGAAGAAAGCAGCAGAAAUGGAGCAAAUGAGGAUGAGAAGGACACUGCUGAAGAUAAGCUGCUGAGAGGGAAGAGGAAUGCUUACUCAGACCGCCUGCAAAACAUCCCCUGUCCUUACUGUCCUCAAGUCUUUCCAUGGGUAAAUUCCCUACAGCAGCACAUACUCACUCAUACAGACAGCCAGUCUGAUGCAGAGACACUAGCUACAGGAAAUGAAGUCUUGGACCUGACCUCUUGCGAGAAGGAACGGCCGGAGGAAAUAACAGAGCUACCAGCGAGUGAGUGCGGCCCCAAGGAGCAAAAGGCUGACUCCCCUCCAGCAGAACAGGAUGCCGAAAUAAAAGCGGAUGGAUACGAAGAGGGCCCUGAGGAAGAUUCUGUAAGUAACAAAAGUCUUGACCUCAAUUUUGCCAGCAAAUUAAUGGACUUCAAGCUGGCAGAGAGUGACCAGAGUGCAGGCAGCAGUACUCAGACUGAAAGGAAACAUGCCUGUGACAUUUGUGGCAAAACCUUCAAGUUUGCUGGCACUCUUGGCCGUCACAAAAAGGUCCACAUUCGUGAGGACAGAAAGGAUGAAAGGAGCAGUGAGGAUGAAAGCAAAAGCAUUCAGGAUAAUGCAGGAGCUCCCUCGAUGCAGGACUCUGGUAUUGAGCAGGAAGAGUCUCCGAUGGACUUGAAGGUAGUGGAGUCUCCUGUGGACUAUGAGGCAACAGGAAAGGAAAAUGAAGAGAGCGAAAGCAUCUCUGAGGGGGAAGGCACAGAGAGAAAGUCCACUGAGAAGAGCAGUGAUGACAAAAAACCAAAGACUGAUGGGGCUAAGAUUACUGCAAAAGCAGACAAAAGAAAGAAAGUCUGUACUGUGUGCAACAAGCGUUUCUGGUCUCUGCAGGAUCUGACGCGACAUAUGCGGUCUCAUACAGGUGAGAGACCUUACAAGUGUCAAACCUGUGAACGGACCUUCACUCUGAAACACAGCCUGGUUCGCCACCAGCGCAUACACCAGAAAGUCAAAACCACCCGAAACCAUGGGAAGGAGAGCGACAAGGAGGAGACGCAGUCAAGGUGUGGAGAAGACAGCGAGAACGAGUCAAGCCACAGUGGUGCCAACCCUGUCUCAGAAAACGAGUGCGACUCUGCCGGGGGCAUCGGUGACCAAACAUCAUCGUCCCUCAUGGGAAGCCGAAAAGAGUCCCUGGCUGGCACGGUCCCGGGCCUCUCCCCCUGCAGAGAGGAGAGGCUGAGCGGGCGAGGAGCCGGCACCUGCCUGGUGGAGCCCACCAAGAGCGCACAGAAACAGAGCGCAAAAGACCAGGAGCCUCGGGGCGGCUCGGAGCUCGAGAGGCCCUCGGGUUUCAUUCAAGACUUGCUGGAGAUGCACAACAAAAAGUCUCCCAUGAAUCACAUCCUUGCCUCUGCAGACAGUGCGCCUCAGCUCUUGGGGGUUGAAUGACUUUGCUCAGAGGUUGGAGCCGUCCUGGCACACAAGCUGAAGCCAGCAGAGCAAGGUUUCCCUGGAGUCCUGUUUCGGAAGAGCGACCUACAGCUGUGGGGAGAGUAUGGCAGACUGGAUGCGGUGCCAUAUGCCUUUCAGUAUAAUAAUGCAAGAGACUACAGUAUAUACUGAUUUGAGUGCCUUACUACUUUAUUAGAUCUUUUGGUAUUAUAGAUUUUUUUCAAAAAUGAUUUUUUUUUAAUAUUUUAAUGAAUUAUUUGGAGAGGACCUUUUUCAUUUAAGCAUUAAUGUUACCUUUUGUAUUGGUGUGCGUGAGCUUGUUCUUGUAUAUCUGUGAUAGUCGCUGUGUUUGUUCUCUGAGCUGGAAAUGGGGGCAGUGGGGUGGGAGGCCCUUGGAUACCACAGCCAAUAACUGGAAGAAAAAAUAUGUGAAUUUCAUAUGAAAUAGUCAGAGGAAAUGGCAGGUGAGGUGUUUGUUUUUUCUCAGUAGAUGUUCUUGCAUUUGCCACACGGUGGAGCAUUAAGCCUGUUCCAGGCCUGAACGACGUGGCAGUUGAAGGUGUUCAAAGUGGUUCAAGCCAAAAAGCAGGAAACACAAAGAAAUUUCAACCUCACGCUUGUUUCCACUUUUCAGCAUUAGAAAUGGUCUUCUGAAUCUUAGGGGGUUUUUCUGGCCGUCAUGGACUGAGCGUGUAUGCAGAGAAGAGUUACAUAGCAACGUAACCUAUGGAAAUGAUGCACCCGCUGUUAUAUAUGUUUGAUUUGCUUCAGUAUAUUAUUAUUAUUAUUUUAUUGUUAUUUUAUAAAUCCAUCAGUUCGCUUGUCUCUGCAGUCAGCAGAAACCAAUGGGCAAUAUUUGCCCCCCGCAGACAUAUAGCGCCGCUUGGAUCCCCUCUGGAAAUGUUUUAGACUCGACGCUUUCACCAGCUCCUCUUCUUAUGUUGCAGCUCUUCUACUGUACUUUAAAUGAGACCCUUCUUCUGGCCGGAGAGUCAAACAGAGGCCGUUUGCGAGGUAUCAGCACACCCGUACAGGCAGGGGAGCAUCUCACUCGUGUGCGUGCAUGUGUGCGUGUGUGUCAGGGGGAGGCCCCUCCAAGUGCAUGAGAAAGGUGCUGCGAGUGCUGAGGUUAGUCUUGUGGCCAUCACACCGGUGACAGCGCGCGUUACUCAAAGAGCAAAGUUAUCCCGUCUUCCAGCCGAAAGCAAGCCAGGGAGAAAUGCGAGCCUUACCGUCAUCUUGCUACUGUCAUGUUCUAGAGCAAGAAAAUACUACUGGUAAUAAAACUACAGAUUUAAGACAUGUUAAAGAAUAAAUAAAAUAAAUUAAUAAAAAAUAAAUUCUUCCUGA
Messenger RNA from Pezoporus flaviventris, 12707 nucleotides. RefSeq names its product ras responsive element binding protein 1 (gene RREB1). The coding region runs from base 6252 to 11354 and encodes 1700 amino acids. The record is from RefSeq and is a predicted model, not a curated record. Gene Ontology annotation, molecular function: DNA-binding transcription activator activity, RNA polymerase II-specific; RNA polymerase II cis-regulatory region sequence-specific DNA binding. The transcript has 12 exons. Lineage: Eukaryota; Metazoa; Chordata; Aves; Psittaciformes; Psittacidae. Gene Ontology annotation, cellular component: nucleus. Gene Ontology annotation, biological process: regulation of transcription by RNA polymerase II.